Molecule: messenger RNA, 1881 nt
Organism: Gastrolobium bilobum
Lineage: Eukaryota; Viridiplantae; Streptophyta; Magnoliopsida; Fabales; Fabaceae
Exons: 1
Coding region: 1-1881 (626 amino acids)
Source: RefSeq, a predicted model, not a curated record
AUGGCACCUGAAAUGCGAGGCCGAUCGGUUGAGGAUCGCAUGGAUAAUCAGCAAGCGGAAAUAGAAGUUUUGAAGGAGCAAAUGCACAAACAGUUUCAAGAAUUGACAUGCAAACUAGACGCGAUAUUCGACAAUUAUCGCGAACGUCAAUCGCCCCCAAAUGCAUCAGCGAACCAACAGUCAUCAAGCUUCCGCGAUCAGACAGCAGCAAGAAAUUUGCGCAUUAAGGUUUCUCGUUUUGAUGGGUUGAGCGACCCACAAGGUUGGAUUUUUAAAAUCAACCAAUUCUUUGAUUUUUAUGAGAUGGAGGAAGGCCAGAGAUUGAAGGUGGCCCCGUUUUACUUCGAUGGGAAAGCAUUGGCGUGGUAUCAAUGGCUUAACAAAAAUUCCAGAAUUGUUUCAUGGCCACAAUUUUUGGAAGCUUUGCAAGUUCGAUUUGGUUCUUCAGACAUGGAGGAUUAUCAAGGCAAAUUAGCGAAACUGAUGCAAACUGGGACAGUGAUGGAGUAUCAUGAGGUAUUUGAAAGUUUUUCCAAUCGAGUCGAUGGUUUAUCUGAAUCUUUCCUUUUGAGUUGUUUUGUUUCUGGUCUGAAACCUGAAAUUCAGCAUGAGGUAUCAGCUUUUGCCCCUUCCACGUUAACCCGUGCUAUGGCAUUAGCCAAGAUUCAAGAAUCCAAAUUGGCCCUGAAGAACAACCCACCUAAACUAAAUUCUCCCUUCCCUCCUUUAUUACCAACACCACAACCAAAAACAAACCCAACCACAAUUCCACCUAAAUUCACCACUGCCAAUAACCCUUCACACCAAAACAAACCCAAUACCCAACGCCUUACCCAGAGCCAAAUUCAAGAGCGUAGAGAUAAAAACCUAUGCUUCACUUGUGGUGACAAAUAUUUUUUCGGUCAUAAGUGUAAGGCCUCUGUGCAUAUAUUAAUUGUGCCAGAUGAUGAAGCAGUAGAAGAAGAUAUUGUACUGGAGGAUACUGGCACAUAUUCAAAAGCAGAACCAGCCACAUUUGGGGGUGAAACAACAACUCCUCAAAUAAGUUUUCAUGCUUUGGCUGGUAUGGUCGUACCUCAGACUCUACGGUUUAAAUGUCAUAUUGGUAAAUCCGAAUUCUCCUUGUUAGUGGAUGGAGGGAGCACUCAUAAUUUUCUCCAACCGAAGGUUGCAUCUAUCCUUGAAUUGCCAAUCACUGCUGAUCGAAAGUUUGAAGUUAUGGUUGGAAAUGGACAACUCCUCCAAUGUGAAGGUUUUUGUCCAGCAGUACCGGUUCAAAUUCAACACCAUGUUUUUUUGGUCGACUUUUAUGUGUUGCCCAUUCAGGGAGCUGACAUGGUUCUUGGUGUUAAAUGGCUGCAAAUUUUGGGACCAGUUACCUUGGACUACAGCAGGCUGACCAUGGAAUUUUUGUGGAAGGAUGAAACUAUCAAGCUCAAAGGGGAAUCACAUACCAGUCCUAUUUCCUUGAACCAAUUUAGACGCAUCCAACAAAAAGGUCAAGUAGCAUCAUUGUUUCAAUUAUCAGUGAUCAACCCUGCUACUGUGGCAACAUCAUCAUCUUCAUCACAUCCUCAGGUACAACACCUUCUAACAGAAUUUGAUUCAUUAUUUCAAGAACCUACUGAUUUACCACCCCACCUCCAAAUUGAUCAUGAAAUACAUCUUCAACCACAUGUUGUUCCUGUUAAUGUCAAACCCUAUAGAUAUCCCCACUUCCAAAAAGGAGAAAUUGAAAAACAAGUGGCUCAAAUGCUUGAUUCUGGUUUUAUUAAGAAUAGCAUUAGUCCAUUCUCAUCUCCUGUAUUGCUAGUAAAAAAAAAAGAUGGUACUUGGAGAUUUUGCAUUGAUUAUAGAGCCUUAAAUAGCAUUACCAUCUGA